This is a messenger RNA of Pimephales promelas (fathead minnow), 5636 nucleotides long. It is a transcript of the gene clcn5b, whose product is annotated as Cl-/H+ antiporter 5b. The record is from RefSeq and is a predicted model, not a curated record. Gene Ontology annotation, cellular component: Golgi apparatus; plasma membrane; early endosome. Gene Ontology annotation, molecular function: voltage-gated chloride channel activity. NCBI's taxonomy places the organism in Eukaryota, Metazoa, Chordata, Actinopteri, Cypriniformes, Leuciscidae. Gene Ontology annotation, biological process: transmembrane transport; chloride transport.
UGAGGAAGGAGUCACAGUUCUUGAACUAAACCCCCUCAGCGAUGUAUCGGUACAUGAACAGACCCCCUUCAAACUUUAUCCCACGCCAAAGGUCUGUGUGACUGGACUGGAGAAGAGUGAGGAAGCUGUGAGAUGCUUUUGCCGGGUAAAGUGUGACGCACCAGUUGACGGUGCUGGCAGACAGCUGGGAAAGAUUACGUCGGCAUUGCUUAACCGAGGCACUUUAAAAUCCAGAUCACAAGACUUUGCGCCUUCAAGUAACGUUACUACGCUAAGAAUCCAAGAGGGGGAUGAUGGACAACGGAGGGUUUUGCGACGAUAAUUAUCACAAUUUAAGCAGUGAUGAUGAGCUGGUGGACAUUUCAGAUGUUACAAUGGACUUCAAUGAGGAUGUCCCGCCUCUGGACCGAGAUUACAGCACAGUAGCCACAGGCCACUGUAAAGCAAAUGGGAGACUAUACAACAGUCCUAAGCUGUUGGAUCUACUGGAUGACACCAUUCCUGGCAUUGGCACCUAUGAGGACUUCAACACCAUCGACUGGGUUAGGGAGAAGUCUAAAGACAGAGAUCGACAUAGAGAGAUCACCAAUAAGAGUAAGCAGUCGACACUAGCCUUGCUCAUCCGCAUCAGUGAUGCCUUUUCUGGCUGGCUUCUAAUGCUCCUCAUUGGACUCAUGUCAGGGGCCUUGGCUGGAGGUAUAGACAUUGCCGCCCAUUGGAUGACAGACCUUAAAGAGGGUGUCUGCCUAAACGGUUUCUGGUUUAAUCAUGAGGACUGUUGCUGGACAUCCAAUGAAACCACUUUCAAGGAAAGAGACAGGUGUCCUCAGUGGAAAAGCUGGGCAGAGCUCAUGGUUGGAGUCAAUGAGGGGGCCAGUGCGUAUGUGGUGAGCUAUUUCAUGUAUGUGAGCUGGGCUCUUCUCUUCGCCUUCCUGGCAGUGACUCUGGUGAGAGCCUUCGCCCCUUAUGCUUGCGGUUCAGGAAUACCAGAGAUUAAAACCAUCCUGAGUGGCUUCAUAAUCCGUGGGUACCUAGGAAAGUGGACUUUGAUCAUAAAGACCAUCACGCUGGUGCUGGCCGUCUCUUCCGGCCUCAGUCUGGGGAAAGAGGGUCCACUGGUUCACGUAGCCUGUUGCUGCGCAAACAUCUUAUGCCAUUUCUUCACCAAAUACCGUCGAAAUGAGGCCAAGAGACGAGAGGUGUUGUCUGCUGCAUCUGCAGUGGGAGUGUCCGUAGCGUUCGGUGCUCCUAUUGGAGGGGUGCUUUUCAGUCUUGAGGAGGUCAGCUACUACUUCCCUCUGAAGACUCUGUGGCGUUCAUUCUUCGCUGCUCUGGUUGCUGCAUUCACCCUUCGCUCCAUCAACCCCUUCGGCAACAGCCGUCUGGUGCUUUUCUACGUGGAGUUCCACACUCCCUGGCAUUUUCUAGAACUCAUACCUUUCAUAUUUCUGGGCAUCUUUGGUGGCCUUUGGGGGGCUUUCUUCAUUCGUGCUAACAUCGCCUGGUGCCGUCUCCGGAAGAACACCUGCCUUGGGCACUACCCUGUCCUAGAGGUUCUGUUGGUCACCCUGAUCACAGCGUUGCUAGCGUUCCCGAAUGAGUACACUCGGAUGAGUGGCAGCCAACUGAUCUCCGAGCUGUUCAACGACUGUAGUCUGCUGGACUCGUCGAGAAUCUGCGACUACAGUGGAAGCAGAACAGAAAGUGCUAAUGUUACUGUCACUAAUGGUCUGGCGGAUCGUCCGGAGGGGCCAAAGCUCUAUACGGCUAUGUUGCUGCUUGCUCUUGCACUGGUUUUUAAGAUGUUCAUCACUGUGGCUACAUUUGGCAUGAAGGUGCCAUCUGGUCUGUUCAUCCCCAGUAUGGCGGUGGGAGCUAUAGCAGGCAGGCUUGUUGGUGUGGGCAUGGAGCAGCUGGCCAUCUACCACCAUGACUGGAGUGUUUUUAGAGGCUGGUGCUCUCCUGGGGCGAACUGCAUCACGCCGGGCCUGUACGCCAUGGUGGGCGCAGCAGCCUGUCUGGGUGGUGUGACCCGUAUGACAGUCUCUCUGGUGGUCAUUAUGUUUGAGCUGACAGGAGGUUUAGAGUACAUUGUGCCUCUCAUGGCUGCUGCCAUGACCAGCAAAUGGGUCGCGGACGCUCUGGGUCGUGAGGGCAUCUACGAGGCCCACAUCCGUCUCAACGGUUACCCCUUCCUGGAAGCCAAAGAGGAAUUCCGCCACAAGACUCUUGCCACGGAUGUGAUGCGACCACGGCGGAGCGGCCCACCACUGUCUGUGCUGACGCAGAGUGGAAUGACUGUAGAGGAGGUGGAGAGACUCAUUGUAGACACCACCUACAGUGGCUUUCCUGUGGUGAUCUCACACCAGUCUCAGAGAUUGGUGGGCUUUGUGUUGAGGAGGGAUCUGGUCAUAUCUUUAGAAAAUGCACGUCGGCAUCAGGAAGGUGUGGUCAGCGUGUCUGCCGUCCUGUUCAGUGAAUGUGAUCUGCCCGCAUCACCCAACACUCCUCCUGCUGUCAAACUACACAGCAUCUUGGAUCUCAGCCCCUUCACGGUCACUGUGCACACACCCAUGGAAAUCGUGGUAGACAUCUUCCGCAAGCUAGGCCUGCGGCAGUGCCUCGUCACUCAGAACGGGCGUAUGCUGGGAAUCAUCACUAAAAAAGAUGUUCUUAAACACAUGGCGCAGAUGGCCAACAGAGACCCGGAUUCUAUCCUCUUCAACUGAAGACUCUCAGGACACACUCCUGCACACACCCACAUGCACACUGAAUCAUCCUGUGAGGAUGGUGAUGGAUGAUGAUGAUGGUGAUAAUGGUGGUGGUUGGACUGUGUGUGUCACUGAGGUACUGCUAUUCUAGAGUGGUAUGAGAUUGGCCUAAGGCAGCUUUUUGCUGCUCCAGAACUGGACAUGUUCAGACAGGAGCUGUCCGUUAGCCUGUCCGGAGGCUACAGAGACAUUAAUGUGAUAAAUGCUGUUCUCUCACACCUGUGAACCUCAUUUCAGUCCUGAUCUGAAUGGUUGCCAUUAGGACUUUCUGUAUGUGGACCAAAUGCUUUUCCUGCCAACACGUUUUUUUUUGUUUUUAUUUUCAAAUUUGGGGUGACUUCUUUUCGAGCUUUUAAUUAAUUUAUGGUGCUUUACUCUACUAAAAAAAUCAGCUUAAACUAGCUUAAGAUGGUUGUUAGUCUCGGACUGCGGGUUUAUAUAUUUUUUUACAUUUACCAGACCAACAGUCGAGUCCUUAACCAGCCAAGACCAGUAGUUUAAGCAAUUUUUUAGCAGGGAUUUCAUUCCCUGGAGUGACGUCUGACCUCGAAAGGAACUUCAGAAGGGUGAGAACAUUCCUGAAAUGAUCUGUGAAACGUGCGUUGAGGUUGUCUUGUCUGAACCUGUGUGCGUCGAAUGAUCCCUGUGGGAAGUUGUGCCGUCUUUUGUAGAAAUGCAGUGAGAUUUGGUAUAUCAUGUUGAAAAAGCCACACUUAUUCUCUCUCACUUAGACAUACUAACAAAAUGCCCACAAUAGUGCUGUUCAACUUCCUCAAUAAGUCACUCUGAAGACUUUGAGACAAGUUUUGAAGAUCACGUAACUUCUCUUCAACUUCAACUGGAGAGAAACUAGUUUAUUUUUUACGACACAAGGUGUCUAAAGGGAUGGUUCACCCCAUAAUUUACUCAACCUUGUGACAUUCUAUACCUGUAUGACUCUCUUCUGUGGAACAUAAGACAUUACAUCAUACAAUCAGAGUCAAUGGCAACAAAAACUCCUCAACUUCACCAACAUGCUUCAAAAUAUUUUCUUUUGUGACCCACAGAAGAAAGUAAGUGGUACAGAUUUGGAACAACACAAGGGUGAGUAAAUGAUGAGAAUUCUCAUUUUGAGAGUCAACUAUGCAAAACUUCACUUUGGGUUGAAGUGCGGAUUCUCCCUCCGUCUUUGUUUCAGUCUCCCUCACUCUCAGCUCAUUUUACUCCCGGAAAGCUAGUUUUCCAAAAAAAGUUGUGACUGCCAGUUUCCUAAAUGAACCAAGCUGCAAUUCCCGCUCGGCACCACCAGGAGGCACUCACAAUCUCACAGCGUGUUCCUUCUGGAUAUUUUGUACCAUUUGAUUGACUGUUGGCCCGGUUCACUCACUGGGUGUGUUGCGGCAUUCUAUCAUGUCAUUAUCUUCGGGACUCUACGUUCCCCAAACAUCUUUAUGCUCAUAUUGAGCACCAGGACCCUUACACACAGUCUUUGGAAAUGUGAAUCCACUCCUCCGUCCGUCAUCCUCACUUUCUUUCCCAUGUUUCCACGCUGUCGUCCUCAGACAACCUCAGCAAAGCAUCUCUCGGCACCGCCCUUGUUUGGCUGUGAGGAUCUGAUCAUGACAUAACGAGAUCCUCCCUGUCAAGAAAGGGCUAAAGUCCUCUUCCUUGGCAUACUCGCUCGGCUUUCGUCUCGGUGCAAUUGAAAACUUCCACCCUCCUGUUCAAUACAGGUUUUGUCCCCCCCCUGCAUUGGUAUUUGGGUUUUUAUGGCCUAUUAAAGGUAUUCGACUAGUUCCAUGCCUGUUCUAAACGCUCUCUUUCCCUGCAAGCCGUAAUUCCCGGGAGUUUGAUUCGGGGCGUGGAGGUCGGGUAGGGCUAUUGUUCCCAUUCGCUCCUGCUCGUCUGGGCUCCCGGUCGCCAGGAUGUCCCCCAACCGCUUCCCUCAAGCACCGCCACGCAGCCCUGACCGCCUUCCACUCUUAGAAAGACAAUUUCCGGUCCAGUCUUUAAACAACGGGCGAUUCUGAAAUGUUAUAAUAGAGCGGGAGGGAAAACUGAUUACUGAAAGAAAAGGUGUGUGUUUGUGUGGGGGGCCGUAGGGGUGUUGGAAGGAGAGAUUAUGCCUUUCUUUUUUGCCUCCCUAGGAAAACAUGGGAAUAUGGGAGGAGGGAGAGGAGAAAAGGUUAAUUAAACAGUGUUCACUGGUCAGUGCAAGGAUCAUUUCACAAAGGUCCCCUCUGUGUCACUCGAGGGGUUAUUGGAGAGACUUGGCACGAAGGACUUCCACUCAUUCCUGCAAUCCGGGUGGGUGCUGAGCCUCUUUGUGCUGUAACCCAACACUCCAUUGGUGCAAAUGGAGCCGGGCCAGGACCGGGACCAAAUGAAAUGUUCUAAUGUAAAACAGGACCUCCUAUGUUCUUAUCUACAGAACGUGGGCUUUAACGAAGUCAGGAAGGCAAACAAGCAGCAAGUAAACAGCUCUUUAGGUUGCAUCUACUUGCCAAUGUGUCUGCCUUUUUCUUUGUAAAUAGCCAGUUUAGGGCCGAGGACAAAUGCUAAACCUGAGUAAACUGCUUUUACAGGCGUCAGUGAGCAUGUUUACGAUGUAGAUCCGAAGAAACCUGUGAUUUUUCUCGCCAAAAAGGCAAUACGGUUAUUACCAAAUUGUUUGGAAGGAAAAGAAUCGUGCAUGAUUUAUUCCAAAGCACUCAUCCGAGAUGAUGUGUUUGUCUGUUUAUUGAUGACAUGUUAAAUUUAAUAUGUAUUUAUUUUCCACAACAAAAAUUCUAUUGCAGUAUUUGUACGUAACUUUUAUAUCGUAACGAUUAUAUCAUAUUGUUAAAUUAACUUUUGUCCAUUUGAAUAAAUCUGAGUGAUGCAUAC